AUGAAGACUCUGCUCGUCCUGGUUCUCUGCUCCCUGGCUGUCGUCUGUCUGACCGACGGCUUGUUUGUGGAGAAGGAGCAGGCGUCCACCGUGGUGAGACAGAAGAGAGCUGCAGGAGAGUUAACACUCACCCAGCUGGAGAGCCUGAGUGAAGUGUGCGAGGCCGACCUGGCCUGUGACGACAUGAUGGACACCGAUGGAAUCAUCGCCGCCUACACCGCCUACUACGGACCAAUCCCCUAUUAG
Molecule: messenger RNA, 246 nt
Organism: Limanda limanda (common dab)
Lineage: Eukaryota; Metazoa; Chordata; Actinopteri; Pleuronectiformes; Pleuronectidae
Gene: bglap
Product: bone gamma-carboxyglutamate (gla) protein
Exons: 3
Coding region: 1-246 (81 amino acids)
Biological process (GO): bone development; response to vitamin K; osteoblast differentiation
Cellular component (GO): extracellular region
Molecular function (GO): structural constituent of bone; calcium ion binding; hydroxyapatite binding
Source: RefSeq, a predicted model, not a curated record